GCCAGCUGCAAUAGGACCGGACCCACCCGGACACGUUUCACUGAUGCGCCGGAACGGACCGAGAGCGGAGACAUGGCGGACGAUGGGGACAUUAGUCUGCUCGUUAUAGUGGUGGAUGUCAAUCCUAUUUGGUGGGGUCAGCAGAUCCUGAAGGAGUCCCAGUUCACCCUGUCGAAAUGUAUGGAUGCAGUGAUGGUAAUGGGAAACUCCCAUUUAGCCAUGAGCCGCAAAAACAGACUGGCGAUCAUAGCAAGUCACAGUCAGGAGAGCCGCUUCCUAUAUCCAGGGAAACACUGGAAAAUGGGAAGCUUUGUGGAAAGUGGUGACGUGAGUUCCGCAGAAUCAAACAGCUGUGGGAGUAAAGAUGGUAAAUAUGAACUCCUGGCCAUUGGAAAUGACAUAAUCACUGAGGAGAUCAAAGAUCUAAUGGCAAAGACUGAAGUGAGAGCCCAACUCACAGAAACUUUGCUGGCAGGAUCUUUGGCAAAAGCACUUUGUUAUAUUUACAAGGUGAAUAAAGAGUUGGAAGUUGGGCAAGAGCUGAAUUCCCGAAUAUUGGUUAUUAAAGCUGCUGAGGACUCUGCUGCUCAAUAUAUGAAUUUUAUGAAUGUUAUCUUUGCAGCACAGAAACAGAAUAUUUUGAUUGAUGCAUGUGUUUUGGACUCUGAAUCUGGGUUACUGCAGCAAGCUUCUGAUAUAACUGGAGGGUUAUAUUUAAAAAUACCACAGAUGCUCUCACUCUCACAGUAUUUACUGUGGGUCUUUUUACCAGACCCUGAGCAGAGGUCUCAGCUUGUCCUCCCUCCUCCAGUUCACGUGGAUUAUCGAGCUGCCUGUUUCUGCCACCGUAAUCUGAUUGAAAUUGGUUAUGUGUGUUCGGUCUGCUUAUCAAUAUUUUGCAACUUCAGUCCCAUUUGCACUACGUGCGAGACUGCUUUCAGAAUUGCUCUGCCACCUGUAAUGAAAACCAAGAAAAAGAAGCCAAAACUCUCAACACAGAACUACUUGACGAGCUGACGUCAGUGGACAAGAAUCAUUCAGUCGGCCUUUCUUCUUUCUUCACUUUUACCUGCUUCAAGUAUUUGCUGGAAUUGGUACAGUAAUCCAGAACCACAACAUUCCCUCUGUUACUGCUGCAAUAUAAAAGCAGGAGGAGUUGAGACUGUAACACAGUGUUAAACUCUUCAUAGCGUAUGGUUGAAUUAUUCACAGAAUUGUAAAACACCCAAUUUUCAAAGUUUCUUUGACCAAUUUGUCGUCUCACUUUUUGAAAAUUCUGAUGUUGGUUGCAGAAUAGAUACACAGUAUAGAUUCUGCCCUGGAAAAGAUGUUAUUGGAAUUAAAAGUUCAUUGGUGCCA
Molecule: messenger RNA, 1359 nt
Organism: Rhincodon typus (whale shark)
Lineage: Eukaryota; Metazoa; Chordata; Chondrichthyes; Orectolobiformes; Rhincodontidae
Gene: gtf2h3
Product: general transcription factor IIH, polypeptide 3
Exons: 13
Coding region: 73-1017 (314 amino acids)
Biological process (GO): nucleotide-excision repair; regulation of DNA-templated transcription
Cellular component (GO): transcription factor TFIIH holo complex; transcription factor TFIIH core complex
Source: RefSeq, a predicted model, not a curated record